AUGUACACGGCUGAGCUGUUGCUGGCAGAUGCUGCUAGCUUCCAGCACAAUCUCGCGAAGCGGAAUGCAGACGAAGUGCCACAGGCAUGGGACGCUUUUACCCGGUACAUUACUGAAGUCAUGGGAAAGAAGCAGACCCUGAAUGUUUCGAAUUUUUGCAGGAUUGGCUGGAAGGUGGAAGAGGGUCUUCACCAGCCUCGCAUGAGGCCACACUUCAACAUUUCCGAUGCCUUUGCGAUAAGCUGCCGAGCAGACGCACGUUCCCAGCUGCAGGGGCCCGCUCACAGUUUGACGCACGUUGAAGAGUUCAACUUCAGCAAAUGUGCCUUGAAAUUCUCAAACGGUCUCACCAAAGACCGGCUGUUCAUGUACCCUGAGUGCGGUGUGCCUGCCAUGAUGGGGCGACUCAGCAUGUGGCUUGUGGUGCUGGUCAAGCAGUUCAUGGGCACGUGCGUGGCUUCUAUGUCAGUGGCCGAGAGAGCGAGCGGGGCCUUGUGGGGUCUCUUUGCUGGUGAUGCUCUGGCAAUGCCUGUGCACUGGUACUACGGAGGGGCAGAUCAAAUUCGAGAAGAUUUCGGUGGCCAGCUUCUGUCUGGUUUUGAGCGUUCAGUUCACCCUUUCCCGGAUUCCAUCAUGCAGCUGAGCAGCACCGGAGGAGGUGGUAGAGGAAGCAACGAAGGAGAUGUAGUCGGAGGAGCAAUCCUGCACGGCAAAAAGGAAUACUGGCGCCGUGGUGGCCAGUAUCACUAUCAUCAUACCUUGGACGCUGGUGAAAACACGCUGGAAGCAUCGCUUGUGCGGGUUGUGUUGCAGAGCCUGAGGAGCACAGGUAGGUUUUCGGCGAGCGACUUUCGAAAGCGAUACAUUGAGUUCAUGACGACACCUGGCACGCACAAUGACACCUAUGCUUCCACUUGCCACCGCAUGUUCUUCCAGAAAUGGCGAGCAGGUGUUGAUCCCAAGGACUGUCCAGACAACGAUGGUCACAAUGUCGAUACGAUGGAUGGUCUGGUCAUUCCCACCGUAGUCGCUUUGAUCUCACUGGCCCAGGGCGAGGAUGUCGCAACUGCUGCUGCGCUCGCGGUGGAAGCAUUAGCGGUGACACGAUCAUCUGAGGUGCUCCCUGAAUAUGUCAGGACUACGACCUACAUGCUGGAUAAGGUCAUGCGCGGGACGUCCUUGGACCAUGCUUCCAUGCAGACUUCGCUGGAGGUCUACGAGAGCGCUGUCUUUGACAGGAAGCGCCGAGGGACGGAUCCGGUUGUUGCUUGCUACAUUGGUGGCUCAUUCCCGGCAUUCCUGCCGGAAGCCAUGCUCCUGGCGGGCCCCGCGGCUCAGCUGCUGGAUCUGGCCUACGUUUCUUCUUCAGGCUCAGAGGAAGUGCAACGACUUGUGCGGCACAGCUUGCCCGUACCGGAAGAGCUGUCGAACUACUUGCAGUUCCUGGCUUCUGGUGGUGACUUGAGUGAUGCAGCUGCAAACCUGUUCGGUGAGGACGGUGAGGAUGGUGUCAUGCAGUACCUCAAAGAGAAGCAGAAGACUGCGGGGGCAGUGAGGCGGCAGAAGGCCAAAGUAUCGUCGGAGGCAGAUGCAGCUAUGGAGUACCUGAAGGGGCAGCUGACAAAGAACGGGCAAACAGCACGUGCUGCCGUCAAAGCGAGCCCCAGAGCCGGAUCAAGGGAAUUUCUUCGAGGCAUCAAGCUGUCAGACAUGUCUUCAGCUCCAUCCCAAAGCCAAAGGAAGAGUCGACUAGACAAUCCAGCAGGAGAUGCGGCCAACGCCUUGAAGAAGGUUGCGAAGUCGACUGGCAAACCAUCGCCUUUGUCAGAGCGCACCAAGCCGAAGACACCGGAAGAGAAGACUGAAACCGCCAUAGACAAAUCUGCUUGCGAUGCAUUAUCUUCUGGGGGGGACAUCCGGAUGUCGCUCCAGCUCAUGCGCGACAAGACUGGGAUACAGCGAAGUGCUUCAGCGAAGCGGUGCCGUGCUGCCAGGAAGGACGUAGGACCCCUGGUGCGAACAGCCCGCAGUGUGAGGCUUCCGGCCAGAGCGAAUGAGAUGAUUGGUGACACUGCGCCAUCGGACGUUACUGUCAAGCCUUCGGAGACAAGGGCUGUAACAUCCGCUGUGCAGACUGCCCCUCCCAAGAGUCCAGUGGUCUCCCCGGUCCUGACUGUGAGGCACGUACUUCAGGAGACACAUACAAAUGUCUUCAAGCCACAAGGCUGUAAAGCUUUGUCGUCACCACCCAGUCCUUCACAAUGGCUCCGCAGAUCGCCGCAUCUGCAAACCCGCAGUGUUGCCAGGUCUCCAUCGCCUCCAGCUGCUCCAGCAGAAGAGGUCCCAGGAAAAGAGACCGAGGCGACGGUGACCUCAGCCGCUGCGCCAGCCCCAACCGUACAGGAAACCAAGAAAGCGAGCGACUGUGCUUCCGCCAUCGCGACGGAGUCCAGCGCGCUUCGGUCACCACCUGUCCCGUGGCAAUUUGCAGCUGGUGUUCAUGCACAGCCUGCGACGGCCGCUCGCAGUGCGGCUCGUGUGGAAGGGGUUCGAAGCUGCCACGACGGAGACAAAUGGCCGAAGCAGCCCAACGGAUUUGCAGCCGGCUUUGGAACCCCGACCGGACCUGGGCAUGGUCAUUGCGGGACCUGGAUGCCGUGGACACCGGCACGUAGCAUCCUGCUGCCACCAGGAAGUGUGCACCUCCGGCCUCAGCAGCCUCACAUCAAAGUUGCUCGUGUUUGUGCGACACCUCCGGCUCCCAUGACUCCUAUGACUCCCAUAAUGCAAAAUCGCGACAGUCGAGAUGAGGCCGUGCCGCAGAAGGCCGUGGUCGGUCGUCCCAACGUUGCGAUUCCUUGGUUUCCGAAGACGGACCCACCGACAGUUCCACACACCCCGCAGAUCCCAUGCCCACAGCUUCAGCAAGCUUCGAUGUCCAGAGGCAUGUUUGCAGGGAGCCCCACCAGAAGGAGGCAGAUUAAUGUGUAA
Messenger RNA from Symbiodinium necroappetens, 2991 nucleotides. NCBI's taxonomy places the organism in Eukaryota, Dinophyceae, Suessiales, Symbiodiniaceae. The record is from the annotation of a GenBank genome assembly.